GGUACCGGCGGGGGGGGGGGGGGGGGGCGUCCCCGGCUCCCGGAGCCUGCGCGGUUCCUCUGGGCACCGCUGGGCACGGUGGGGCCAUGGGCAGGCGGCGCUGAGCGCCAUGCAGCAAGCGGAGCCGGUGGCCGAGCCGGUGGCCGAGCCCAUGCCCGGUUACGGGCAGCUGCUGCGGCUCGGGUACGGCAGCCUGGCCGCCGCCGUGCGGAGCUGCGACGACUGCGGCUGGGAGCUGGCGAGGACGACGUGGGCCGAGAACGCGCACCUGGGCUGGGGCGAGGUGCUGCUCUGCGGGCUCGGCGCCCUCGGCUGGACCGCGCUGCGCCGCGCCGCCGCCCGCCGCCUCUUUCGGCCCUUCGGUGAGUGGUGCAACUUGCAGCCGAAAGAUGCUGCCAAGAUGCCUGAGAGUGCCUGGAAGCUGCUUUUCUACACGUUAUCCUGGUCGUAUGGCAUCUACCUGCUCUUCUUCACUGACUACCCCUUCUUCUAUGACCCUCCGUCUGUCUUUUAUGGCUGGAAGAAGGGCAUGGACGUGCCCACGGACAUCGCCAUCGCCUACCUGUUGCAGUGCAGCUUCUACGGGCACUCCAUCUAUGCCACUGUCUACAUGGACACGUGGCGCAAGGACUCGGUCGUCAUGCUCCUCCACCACGUCGUCACGCUGACCCUCAUCGCCUUCUCCUACGCUUUCAGGUACCACAACGUGGGCAUCCUGGUGCUCUUCCUGCACGACGUCAAUGACGUGCAGCUGGAGUUCACCAAGCUCAACGUCUACUUCAAGCACCGGGGGGGUGUCUACCAUCGCCUCAACGAUGUCAUCUCCAACGUCGGCUGCCUCACCUUCAGCGUCAGCUGGUUCUGGUUCCGCCUCUACUGGUUCCCCCUCAAGGUCCUCUACGCCACUUGCCACUCCAGCCUCCAGUCGGUGCCCAAUAUUCCCUUCUACUUCUUCUUCAACGCUCUGCUCCUUGUCCUCACCCUGAUGAACAUCUACUGGUUCCUGUACAUCGUCCUCUUUGUGGCCAAGGUGCUGAUGGGGCAGAUGCAAGAGGUGAACGACGUGCGCGAGUACGACGUGGAGGACAGCAAGAAAACCGCCGUGGCUAAGAAGAAAGAGGGUGGCCUCCAGCUGCCCAGCGCUCUGAAAGAAGGGAUGCACCUGAAGAACGGACUUGUAAAAGACAAGCGGUUGUAAGAGAAGCGUGGCUGCUGCAGCCUGGGCAGCCUGGCUGGAUCUGGGGACUGACCCAGGGCCCGACACUCAAACCCAGCAAAUGAAAGGCACAAGAAGAACUUCAUCCCCGAAACCCCUGCGUCCCCUGCCUGGAGCUGGGGAAGAGAUGCCACUGAUGGGAACAGGGCUUGCCUGUGACCGGGCUUCACCCGAUGCUGAUGUGCUUUCUGUAGCCAGUACGUGCUGGUUCAGUUGAGAGGCUGUGGCUUUGCUGGUCCAGGUAGGAUUUGGAGCUGGCUUUAGGUCCCCUGGUGUUUCCUCUGUCGCUCCAUCCCCCAGCUAUUCUCAGCCCCGCUGUGAUUUCCCAUCUUUAUUUUUGGUCCCUUCCAACGACCCUGCCUCAGCAGCGCUGCAGGGUCUUCGGACGUAGCAUCAAACUGGAGAGGGAAACAUCCUCUGCUCACUGGCACCACUGUCCCAGGCCAGGGGAGCCCAAAGCCAGCUCUGCUCCAGCUGCCAGCGGGCACUAAAGAGGGAUUUGCAGGGCACCUCUGAGCCUCGCUGACCAGGAGGGGUCCCUAACACAGAGCUGUCCGUGUUCACCUCGAGGCUGUAGCACGCAGCAGUUCCCAUGUGCAGGUCUGCCUGGAAACCCAGCCCUAGAGCAUAAUUCCAGCCUCCUGCCCUCCAGGACGAGGGCCAGGACAUCUAAAUUGCUUAAAACACCCCUGUAACUCUUACAGUUGCUUAAAAAGCCAGCCCUGGGCACAGCUCGCGCAGGGUCCCCUGAUGAGGGAUCUCCAGACUCUGGCCCAGCAAUGUCUGCCUGCUCGAGUGAAGAACAAAACCUCUCUGCUCCCUGCGGUGGUUUUCCAGGCAGCACCAGCCCCGAGCCUUGCAGGGUCCCCGAGGCCAGGCUGGGCCGCGUGCCUCUUUGCUGGGAAGCCGUCGGGGUUUUACUGCCCUCGGUCUGAGCCCGUCCCACUGCUCCCUUCUCGCAGGACCCGUCCCCGCAGCGCCCUGGGAAGCAGGGCUCCCCCCAGCCGGGGACAGUAGGCAGGGAAGGGGGAUUCAGGGCAUCGAUUCCAGGGUGGCUAAUUGUUGUUUCCUUCUGUUUGGUCUCGCAAUGUUGAUUCAACUCCAGGCCCAUUGUGUGAGGCUCAGGGAAAGUUCCUCAGCAAACAGAAAGCAAAAUGUGACUUUGGCUGGAUGGAAACUGUGCCACGCAGGGUCCAUCACCGUACUUGUAAUUACCCAGCAGUGUUUCGGAGGGCUGCGUCUCGGUGCUUUGGUUCUGUGGCUGGUUGGCAGGAAGGAGGGAAUGAAGGAAAUCGGAUUUCUUAGCAUCAGCUUGCCCAGGCUUCAAGGUUUGACCAAGUAACUCAUCGGGCAGCGUUUUGUGUGUGAGCUUGUGCCUGGGGGACCCUGCGUGGGGAGUGGGUGCUGAUCGGGGGAGUGGGUGCUGAGCACUGUGUGCGCCUGGGGUGUGUAGGUGCGUAAGGCAGGAGGGGAGAGUUUGAAGACGUGGUGUGCUGGAAGUUGUCAGCCUUUAGAGGGAAGCAUCAGACGCUGCGACUGAAAGGCUGAUUUGGAGGAGGCAGUGAGAGGAGACCCUGACCCGCGUCCCCACCUGGACCCGGGUGGGAUGGCCUCCAGAUCCGCCCUUCUCCCAGGGCUCUGGAGCGGUGCUCGACGUGCUGGCAGCUCUGUGUAGCCCUUUCCCAUCACCAGGGGCUUUGUCGUUGGGCCUCGGUGGUGGGGAGAUGUGGAAGGGGCUGGGAGCAGAGGGAGGAGGGCAGCUGCCCUCCCACCACGCAGCCUCAAAGGGUUAACAGGCCCCGGGGAGCCUGGAGGGCCCGCUCCCACCCUCUGCCCAAUCCUGGGAAUCCCUCUGUGCUAAUUGAGCACUAACGAGAUCAAAGGCUCCAAUCAGGCAAUCAACACCCCCCUGGCCCCUGCCUUCAGUGCCCCUGCCAGCGGGUCCCCAGCACAGCUCUUUGUCUGCGGGAGGAGAGCGGUGAUGGGGCCUCUCCCCGCGCCUGCCAGCUUCAGAGCUGGCCUCGCCUGGGCUCUGCUUAGCGUCAGUCUGGGGAUGGAUUUAAGUUUGCAGGAAAGUUUGCUGUUAAAAUCCUUGGGUUUGAGCACCAAGCCCAGCCCCAAAAUCCCCAUUCCUGUGCCGUCUGUGCUCUGGCGGAUCUUCCAGAAGAGAAAGACGCCUCCUGCAAACAAAGACCUGGCGGAUGGCUGUAGGGUGGAGGAAUUUAAUGUCCCGGGGAACAUCAUCCGUGUCUUCACUGACCAAGGUACAGAAAUGCUCUUGUUUGGGUCCUGCCUUUCGGAAACCCCUCUGCACUCUGGGCUGGGAAUGGCUGGGGGAGGACAGGGCAGUGGAUUUCUCUGAGGGAAAUCCCCGCUGUGGGAACUCUGCUCCCUGAGGAUGUUGUAGGUAAUUGGUUAUAGUCUGGAACUGAGGGGGUGAAGCUGUGUAAGGUUCUGUCCUGCGAGUCACCCAACGCAGUCGGAGGUGUGGGUUUGAUCUUCGGUGACCGGCUUGGCCUGUGGUGCUCGUGGUGGGGCCCUGCGUGCAGCGAUGAGAACUGGGGUCACGCGUGCACCCCGGGUGGAGGCUGGAUGGAUGCUCAGCCGUUUGGCUGUGUCCUGUCCCCCCUUCUCUUCCUUAUCCUCAUGCCUCCGGCUGACCGUGUGGCACAUCUGGCCACUUCAGCCCGUGGCUUCUCUGAGCCAUUCCCAGUUACAUGGGAACUGCUUGGUCGGGGUCCUCCAGGCCUCAAGACACCACCGAGCUCUUGUGAGUCCAGGUUUCCAGUGGAGAUCUAGGGCUGGCUGCAGCAGGCAGCUUUACCACUUCUGUCACUUUGCUGCUAUCUGCCCUUCUUCCCCCUGCGUCCCAAACAUCCAGCGCCCACAAGAACCCCCCUGUCCUGGGGGGAGAUAUUUACAGCUGAGGAAAAAUAAUGCCCUGAGGUGUUAAGUAGCUUUUAGAGGAGUGUUUGUGCCCUGUCUGCAAGGGUGCGGAGGCAGCAGGGAGGGACACAACCGCGCUGGUGUGGCUGUACCAUCUCGGGGCCAGGCUUUCCGCAGGCUGUGCCGUGGAGCUGAUAGCCCCCAGCACGGCAGCAUUGCCAUCCUGAUCCAGCAGCUGCGGGCAUUUGGCUGCCUGCCUCUGCUCAGACCUGUCUUCCUCUUGCUGUGCCGCCAGGAGCUUAAAUUGGAGCUCUGGGAGGCUGAUCCUGCUCAGCGAAACAGUGCUCAGCCACCGCCACCUCUAUUUCUCCUUCUUUGUCAGGCCACUUCAUUCAUAGCGGGCAGCCCCAGACGUUGCUGUGCCUGCAGAAGCGUCUGUACUUUAAUCUCUCCGUGCUGGAGGAGGGCGAGCGCUUGACAAUGGCUCAGCUGGAGAUCAAAUUCAGCCACAACUCCUACCACACGUCCAGCCGGGGGCAGGUUUUUGAGCUGAGGCUGUACCAAGCCCCCCAGCUGCCUCUGCGGGGGACGCCCUCCCACGAGCCCGGCCGCACGCUGCUGGUGGAGCAGUCCUUCGCCCGGCUGCACAAGUCUCUGCUCUUCAACCUGAGCGGGGUGGCGAAGGACUGGAGAACUCACAGUAGGAAUCUGGGCCUGAUCCUGGAGAUCUCGGUGAGCAGCGGAGGCGGAGCGUCAGCCGGGGCGAGCGGGGGGCCGCAGAGCCUCUGCGCCAGCAUCGACUCCUUCCUGGAUACCUCUCUCUUGGUGGUGAGCCUCAGCCAGCAGCAGUGCCGGGUCUCCAGGAGGAGGAGGAGUGCUUACAACAUCCCCGUCACGCCGAGCAACCUCUGCAAGCCCAGGCGGCUUUACAUCAGCUUCAGCGACGUCGGCUGGGAGAACUGGAUCAUCGCCCCGCAGGGCUACAUGGCCAACUACUGCCUCGGUGAGUGCCCCUUCCCCCUGACGGCCGAGCUCAACAGCACCAACCACGCCAUCCUCCAAACCAUGGUGCACUCGCUGGACCCCGAGGGGACGCCCCAGCCCUGCUGCGUCCCCGUCAGGCUGUCCCCGAUCUCCAUCCUCUAUUACGACAACAACGACAACGUGGUGCUGAGGCACUACGAGGACAUGGUGGUGGAUGAGUGUGGCUGCCGGUAGCGGAGGGGCUGCGUGGGUGCGCACCGUGGGGUCCCGGGUGAAACGUUGAAUGGUUGAUGGAAUAAACCCACGUGCGUUAAAUCCCCUCUGUGCUGGUGUUUAGGGAGUUUCCCUUGGGACGUGGGGUGUCAGAGCUCCCCUCUGCCCUGCCUCCUUCAGGUGCAGCCAGGGGGGAGGUCUGGCACGAAGGGAUUGUUUUGGGGUUGUGCUUUAGUGAGAGCUUGUGCUUGGCCAUGCAGCCAGAGCCAGCAGACGGUUAUGGGAUCAUGAUCAAGUCCCUGGGUGUCCCGUUGUUCAUUCUGCACAGGCGAUGGUGGCACCAGGUUGUGAAUCCCGGCCCCCUCUGUGCCUUGCAGAGCUGGCGUUGCCUCUGCUGCUCAGCCAGGGAGGGGCCUGCACGGCACAGCAGCAGCCAGGCUUGUGCUUUUCAGAUUUUUUGGCUAAAUGCUGCAGCUUUUGCGGUGUAAAAAAGAAA
This is a messenger RNA of Cygnus olor (mute swan), 5795 nucleotides long. It is a transcript of the gene CERS1, whose product is annotated as ceramide synthase 1. Gene Ontology annotation, biological process: ceramide biosynthetic process. The transcript has 7 exons. Gene Ontology annotation, molecular function: sphingosine N-acyltransferase activity. Lineage: Eukaryota; Metazoa; Chordata; Aves; Anseriformes; Anatidae. The coding region runs from base 110 to 1198 and encodes 362 amino acids. The record is from RefSeq and is a predicted model, not a curated record. Gene Ontology annotation, cellular component: membrane.